This is a messenger RNA of Hymenoscyphus albidus, 1173 nucleotides long. NCBI's taxonomy places the organism in Eukaryota, Fungi, Ascomycota, Leotiomycetes, Helotiales, Helotiaceae. The record is from the annotation of a GenBank genome assembly.
CAUCGACAUCCGCUCAGAAACCAUACCUCACCAAAUACGAAGCAACUCGGCACAACCCCGGCAGGCGCGUCCUUCCCAACGAUCCUUGGAAACAUCCUCACAAUUGCUUCAACACCAUGAGAUGGUGAUGCCCUUACGAUAACAGCAAUGCCAAUCUGCAUUGAGUGCCGGUACCCAGUCAAGACUCUCUACACCGAAUACUCCGGUGCAGACGACAAAACCACAGGUCAUGGCGUCCGUCUAACCGUCUGUAAGAACUGCGGGAGGUUCUGCGAUAAAUAUGUCGAACAUGAUUAUGUGGUUCUAUUCAUUGAUUUGGUUUUGAUCAAACCACAGGUAUGUCAUUUCCAAAUUAUAUAUGGUUGCGUAGCUAAUUAUGGACGAAGGUUUAUCGCCAUCUUCUACAUAAUACUAUGAUGCGAGAACAUGACCAAUUCGAUGUAUUACCCUCCGCUCCUCGUCGAAGCCACGAUAUACUGACAGAAUUAGCCUUCUAUAAUACGCCUUGGAAUACUUCUCCUGCUCUUCGAUGUCUACCUCACCUGGGCCCGCAUUGAGAAACAGACUACAUCCCCUUUUGCUAAUGAAGCAAGCAAUAAUAACUUUCUCCGUCUGGCGCAACAACCUAUUGUCCUGCAAUACGUCUUCUUCCGUAUGCCAACUUUCUUUCCCUCGGGUCUCGCUUCGGGACAUGUCUAACAGCUUUCAGUAAUCCUUUGCGCACUUUCAACCCUAGCUUUCCACGUCUCAAUCCGCUUCCUGACUUCCUCGCCAAUAUCCCCCCUCGUAAUGUUCGGCCUCAUACCACGUUACUCACGUCCCAACUCCGUCAGCACAGCAUUGCUCGUCUCCUCGUCUACGAAGUUAUUUCCCAUACUGAUGGUUAUAUGGGAAUACGAUGUCCCGGCAGCAGCCAGGUCGUUGGGGUGGGCAGUGGUUGCAAACAACGUGGAAGCGUUGAAGAUUUUAUUGGAUUGUGGCUAUGGGACUGCUGCUAUACUGGCUACCGUUGGGGCAAUAUCUCGAUGGCUAGUUGGGAGGGGAUGUUUGUGGGCUGUAGGUUUGGAUGGGGUUGAUGCCGGGGGAGAUUCCGGGGUUGCUGCGGAUGGAAAGGCAUUAUGGGCAGUGGUAGAAUUAGGGAAAGAAUGGGGUGGUAGGUUAGGUCUUGGGUAG